Arachis ipaensis is the source of this 1036-nucleotide messenger RNA. It is a transcript of the gene TRX-M4, whose product is annotated as thioredoxin M-type 4. NCBI's taxonomy places the organism in Eukaryota, Viridiplantae, Streptophyta, Magnoliopsida, Fabales, Fabaceae. Gene Ontology annotation, cellular component: cytoplasm. Gene Ontology annotation, molecular function: protein-disulfide reductase activity. The record is from RefSeq and is a predicted model, not a curated record.
UAAAGACAUGGUAAUGAUCAAUAAUGGCACGUAACAAAUCGGCAAGAAAAUGGGCAGUGAGGAACAUGAAAACAAAAUCCACAACCAACCAAUAACCAUAUCCUCAUCCUUACACUUUUCUCUUCCUUCAUUGGCAUCACUCUCAAAUAAUAUUCCCCCAAAUACUUUCUCAGUCUUUCACUUCACACUUCACACUCUUCCCACCUUGAUUUCAAAACCCUUUUACUUCCUUAAACCUUCACUAUGGCCACAGCGCUCGAAUUCCUCGCUGUCCUUCCUCGCCCCUCCUCCUCCGCCACCGCCUUCUCUCCGGCCACCGCCCGCCGUGCCUCCGCUAUGUUUCCCCACUAUUCCGGGAUCAAGCCCAGACCCAUCGCCGCCGUUCGCUGCGCCGGUCCACUGAAGCCCAGAACCCUUACUCGCAGCGGGCGGGUUGUGUGCGAGGCUCAGGAUACCGCCGUUGAAGUGGCUUCUAUUACCGAUGCUAAUUGGCAAUCGCUUGUCCUUGAAUCUGAAUCUCCUGUGUUGGUUGAAUUCUGGGCACCAUGGUGUGGUCCUUGCCGAAUGAUCCACCCUAUAAUUGAUGAGCUGGCGAAAGAAUUCGCUGGGAAGUUAAAGUGCUACAAACUGAACACUGACGAGAGCCCUUCAACCGCCACUCGGUAUGGGAUUCGGAGUAUCCCCACGGUGAUGAUCUUCAAGAAUGGCGAGAAGAAAGACACAGUUAUUGGUGCUGUGCCCAAGUCAACAUUAACCACGAGCAUAGAAAAAUUCUUAUGAGGUGUAAGUAAAACAAGGCCUCUGAAGAAUUCCUGCUAUGGCCUUCUCUUUGAAAUCCAUGUCUCAAGUUUCGAAAGUUUGCUUCUUUAAAUGCACUCACUUACCCUGCUGUAUAGUUAUCGGAUGCAACUUAUUUUCCUUGCCCUUUUAUUCUCCUAGUUGUCAAAGCGCCUAAAAUUUUCCGACAAAACUUUAUUUUUUAUUUGAUAGAACCACGAAUAUCUUUUUAGAAAAAUGCUAGAGCCAUUAGAAUUUA